Lolium rigidum is the source of this 4448-nucleotide messenger RNA. Its product is annotated as ABC transporter G family member 31. Gene Ontology annotation, cellular component: membrane. Lineage: Eukaryota; Viridiplantae; Streptophyta; Magnoliopsida; Poales; Poaceae. The record is from RefSeq and is a predicted model, not a curated record. Gene Ontology annotation, molecular function: ATP binding; ABC-type transporter activity; ATP hydrolysis activity. The transcript is spliced from 24 exons. The coding region runs from base 1 to 4323 and encodes 1440 amino acids.
AUGUGGGCCGCGGCGGAGGCGCCGUUCGCGCGGUCGGGGUCGUGGCGGGAGGCCGAGGACGAGCAGGAGGCGCUGCGCUGGGCCGCCCUGCAGCGCCUCCCCACCGUCGCCCGCGCCAGGCGGGGCCUGCUCAGGUCGCCCGCCGUCGCGCCGGGAUCCGGGGACGCGGCCGUCGAGGGGGAUGACGUGCUCUGCGAGGUCGACGUCGCCGGCCUCUCCUCCGGCGACCGCACCGCGCUCGUCGACCGCCUCCUCGCCGACUCCGGCGACGCCGAGCAGUUCUUCCGCCGCAUACGCGCCCGCUUCGACGCUUUUGUUCUUCGUUUUUCUGGAUGCAGGGUGAGCAUAGAGUUCCCCAAGAUCGAAGUGAGGUACGAGGACCUCACGGUGGACGCGUACGUGCAUGUCGGCAGCAGGGCGCUGCCCACCAUCCCCAACUUCAUAUGCAACAUGACAGAGGCAUUUCUGAGGCAUCUGAGGAUCUACCGAGGGGGAAGAGUCAAGUUACCCAUAUUGGAUACCAUUAGCGGGAUCAUUCGGCCAUCAAGAAUGACACUGCUUUUGGGCCCUCCAAGUUCUGGAAAGACUACCUUGCUUCUAGCCCUUGCUGGACGACUCGGUCCUGGACUGAAGAUGUCUGGGAGUAUUACUUACAACGGCCACCAUCUAAAUGAAUUUGUGCCUCAACGAACAUCAGCGUAUGUAAGUCAGCAAGACUCUCAUGCUUCAGAGAUGACCGUCAGAGAAACCCUGGAAUUUGCUGGGCGAUGUCAGGGUGUUGGCAUAAAGUAUGAUAUGCUCGUUGAACUUUUGAGGAGAGAAAAGAAUGCUGGGAUAAAGCCUGAUGAGGACCUUGAUGUAUUCAUGAAGGCAUUGGCUCUUGAAGGUAGACAGACAAGUCUCGUGGCCGAGUAUAUAAUGAAGAUUUUAGGGCUGGACAACUGUGCUGACACCAUUGUCGGAGAUGAAAUGAUCAAAGGAAUCUCCGGGGGACAAAAGAAACGCCUGACAACAGGUGAACUGCUAGUUGGGUCGGCUCGUGUUCUAUUCAUGGAUGAGAUUUCGACUGGCCUUGAUAGUGCAACCACACAUCAGAUAAUCAAGUACCUAAGGCAUUCUACACAUGCAUUGGAUGGCACCACAAUCAUAUCCUUGCUGCAGCCUGCUCCAGAAACUUAUGAGCUAUUUGAUGAUGUCAUUCUUAUAUCUGAAGGUCAAAUUGUAUACCAGGGACCACGUGAAUAUGCUGUUGAUUUUUUUGCUGCAAUGGGAUUCAGGUGCCCUGAAAGAAAAAAUGUGGCUGAUUUUUUGCAAGAAGUGUUGUCCAAGAAAGAUCAACAGCAAUACUGGUGCCAAUAUGAUUAUCCAUACCAGUUUGUGUCCAUAUCAAAGUUUGCUGAAGCCUUCAAAACGUUUGUUGUUGGUAAGAGGUUGCACGAGGAAUUGGAUAGGCCAUACAAUAGAAAACACAAUCAUCCCGCCGCUCUUUCAACUUCAAGUUAUGGUGUCAAGAGGCUAGAGAUUCUGAAGUCCAACUUCCAGUGGCAACGUCUGCUGAUGAACAGAAAUUCAUUCAUCUAUGUCUUCAAAUUCAUUCAGCUUCUACUUGUGGCCCUUAUCACAAUGACAGUGUUUUUUCGAACAACAAUGCACCAUGAUUCAGUUGAUGAUGGGAUUAUUUAUCUUGGAGCCCUCUAUUUUGCAAUUGUGAUGAUUCUGUUCAACGGGUUUACUGAAGUCUCAAUGUUGGUGACGAAACUUCCUGUUCUUUACAAGCACAGAGACUUGCACUUCUACCCACCAUGGGCUUAUACACUUCCUUCUUGGCUCCUGAGCAUUCCAACCUCACUUAUUGAAUCAGGAAUGUGGACACUUGUAACAUAUUACGUCGUUGGUUAUGAUCCCCAAUUCACAAGAUUUCUGGGACAAUUUUUGUUGCUUUUCUUUCUGCACCAGACAUCUUUGGCUCUUUUCCGAGUCAUGGCAUCUUUGGGGCGAAAUAUGAUAGUUGCUAAUACCUUUGGAUCGUUUGCUUUGUUGGUUGUUAUGAUUCUUGGAGGAUUCAUUAUAACCAAAGAAAGCAUACCAGCCUGGUGGAUUUGGGGUUAUUGGGUAUCUCCUAUGAUGUAUGCACAAAAUGCUAUAUCAGUAAAUGAAUUCCAUGGACAUUCUUGGAGCAAGCCAUUUGCAGACACAAACAUCACCUUAGGUGAAGCUGUACUCACUGGAUAUGGAUUAUUCAAGGAAAAAUAUUGGUUUUGGAUUGGAGUUGGAGCAUUGUUGGGUUACACGGUUGUUUUGAAUGCCUUAUUUACGUUGUUCCUGACAAUUCUCAACCCAAUCGGGAAUAUACAAGCUGUUGUGUCCAAGGAUGCAAUUCGACACAGGGAUUCCAGGAGGAAGAGUGAUAGAGUAGCCCUAGAGCUGAGAUCUUACUUGCACUCAACUUCACUAAAUGGUCUUAAGCUGAAAGAACAGAAGGGCAUGGUGUUACCCUUUCAACCCCUUUCGAUGUGCUUUAAGAAUAUCAACUAUUAUGUUGAUGUACCAGAGGAAUUGAAAAAACAAGGUAUUGCAGAAGACCGCCUGCAGUUGCUUGUUGAUGUCACUGGAGCAUUUAGACCAGGGGUACUAACAGCUCUUGUUGGAGUUAGUGGUGCUGGUAAAACAACUCUCAUGGAUGUUUUAGCUGGCCGGAAGACUGGAGGACUCAUAGAAGGCAGCAUCACUAUAUCUGGGUAUCCUAAGAACCAAGAGACCUUUACUAGGAUAUCUGGUUAUUGUGAACAAAAUGAUGUCCAUUCACCCUGCUUGACUGUGAUUGAGUCUUUGUUAUAUUCGGCAUGCCUCCGGUUGCCUUCUCAUGUCAAUGAUGACACUCAGAGAGCUUUUGUGGAAGAGGUGAUGGAACUUGUUGAGCUGAAUCCAUUAAGUGGUGCUCUUGUUGGCUUACCAGGAGUUAACGGUUUGUCUACUGAACAACGUAAAAGGUUGACGAUAGCUGUGGAGCUUGUGGCAAAUCCUUCUAUUGUGUUCAUGGACGAACCCACAUCAGGAUUGGAUGCUAGGUCUGCGGCCAUUGUUAUGAGAACUGUACGAAAUAUUGUUAAUACAGGACGGACAAUCGUGUGCACCAUCCAUCAGCCAAGUAUUGACAUAUUUGAGUCCUUUGAUGAGCUUUUGUUUAUGAAGCGUGGAGGUCAACUCAUAUAUGCUGGUUCCUUGGGUUCCAAAUCACGCAAUCUGGUUGAGUUUUUUGAGGCAAUUCCAGGAGUGCCUAAAAUCAGGGAUGGCUAUAAUCCUGCUGCAUGGAUGUUGGAGGUCACAAGUACUCAAAUGGAACAAAUUCUUGGAGUGGAUUUUGCUGAAUACUAUCGACAGUCGAAAUUAUUUCUGCAGACCAAAGAAAUCGUUGAGACCCUGGGCAAACCGACCAGUGAAUCGAAAGAGCUUACUUUCUCCACCAAGUAUGCGCAGCCAUUCUGUGCUCAGUUUCUUGCUUGCUUAUGGAAGCAAAACCUAUCAUACUGGAGGAAUCCUCAAUACACUGCAGUUAGAUUCUUCUACACUGUCAUCAUUUCCUUGAUGUUUGGGACGAUUUGCUGGAAAUUUGGCUCUAGAAGGGAGACCCAACAUGAUAUAUUCAAUGCCAUGGGUGCCAUGUAUGCGGCAGUUCUGUUCAUAGGGAUUACUAACGCCACUUCUGUUCAACCUGUGAUUUCCAUCGAAAGAUUUGUAUCAUACAGGGAGCGAGCUGCUGGAAUGUAUUCAGCAUUGCCUUUCGCAUUCUCUCUGGUUACUGUGGAGUUCCCUUAUAUUCUUAUGCAGUCGCUUGUCUAUGGCACAAUCUUCUACAGUCUGGGCUCAUUUGAGUGGACAACAGUGAAGUUCUUGUGGUUUCUGUUCUUCAUGUACUUCACCCUGUUGUACUUCACCUUCUAUGGCAUGAUGACAACGGCGAUUACUCCGAACCAUAUGGUUGCGCCUAUUAUUGCUGCCCCAUUCUACACGUUGUGGAAUCUCUUCUGUGGAUUCAUGAUUCCAAGAAAGCUAAUCCCUGUGUGGUGGAGGUGGUACUACUGGGCCAACCCGGUGUCAUGGACGCUGUACGGGCUCCUGACCUCCCAGUUCGGCGACCUGGAGCAGCCCCUGCUGCUGGCCGACGGCAUCAGGUCCACCACCGUGGCGGCGUUCCUGGAGGAGCACUUCGGGUUCCGGCACGACUUCCUGGGCGUGGUGGCCACCAUGGUGGUCGGCUUCUGCGUGCUCUUCGCCGUCGUCUUCGCGCUCGCCAUCAAGUGCCUCAACUUCCAGCGCAGAUGAUCCGAGCAUGAGCAGCAGCAAUGUACCUAGCUAGAUCGUCAAAUUCAGCUUACGCAGUGCGUGUACUACGAUUAAGAGAGACCUGGAUCGCUCGUAAAUAAUUUGAUGUCACGAGGAGGGCCGGA